Molecule: messenger RNA, 2526 nt
Organism: Chelonus insularis
Lineage: Eukaryota; Metazoa; Arthropoda; Insecta; Hymenoptera; Braconidae
Product: protein PTCD3 homolog, mitochondrial
Exons: 4
Coding region: 422-2377 (651 amino acids)
Biological process (GO): mitochondrial translation
Cellular component (GO): mitochondrion
Molecular function (GO): ribosomal small subunit binding; protein binding; rRNA binding
Source: RefSeq, a predicted model, not a curated record
UUCUUCUUUUAACUCUUAAACGAUAUAUGCAUUGGAAAAUUAUUUCAACAAGGCCGUAACAUCAAAAUUGUGCUCCACGGUAUUAAAAAAAAUUAAUUUUCAUAAAAAAUAAAUUUACUAUGAAAAGAACAACUCAACUUAUUAGAAAUUAAAAAUAAAACAUUACUGAAACAAAUUUAUAAUAAAUUUAAAGAUGUAUCACACCUAAUUGUUUAUUAAAUCCAAGUGUUAUUUUUACAUCAUCUGAAUAAAACAACUUCAUCACUAAAGUGACCAUAUUAUGUUUUUACCGGUAGAAUCAUGCUCAAUAUAAGAUAAAAUUACAUUUGCGAAUUUUCAUUAUAAAAUAAUCAUUAUAACACUUGGUAUGAACGAAAUUUUGAUUAAAUAAACAUCAAAUUACAAUAUCUCAAAUCUAAAGAUGAAUUUAUCCACAAGAAAUUUGUCGACAAGAGGGUUAUUUUUGAUAUCAAGACUCCAGUUAUUGAAUAUUAAUGGAGUAUCAUCUGUAUCAUCUUCAGAAAUUCAUAUUCCUAUGAGAAAAGAACGAGGUCCAACAGACAUUCUUCGUGCACUUGAGAAAACAAUAAAACGUGAUCCAACAGCUCCACAAUAUAAAUAUCAUGAUGACCCAUAUUUAAUUCCGAUUUCGAGCCGUCAAAAACGUGCUUAUGCAUUAGCUCAAGAAGCUGGACGAAAAGCAGCAAUGUGGAUAAGAGAACAACAUUCAAAUUUAUUUCAACAUAAAGUAGCAGAUCCUGUAAUUGAUAGUUUCCUACCAAAGGCUGUUUAUAAUGACGAAGCAAAAGUUUCAGAGGAAAUUUUGAAAAACGUUAUUAAAGAUGGCCACAUAUCAGACGCGUUAACAAUUUAUAAAUUAUUGCAAGAAAAUACAAGUAUUGAAACUAAGUGUGAACUUUUACAAUUAUUGUGUUUUUACAAUAAUGAAGAACCUCUGUCGGAAGAACUGAUCAAUGAAAGAUGGUUGAAAACCGUAUACCAACGUCCUACAUGGAGAAAUUGUCCGGAUACUGAUAAACUAUUCAUGUAUUUGAAAAAUCAAGAUAUAUUGAUUGCUACUGAAGCCUACAAUGCUAUGAUGUGUGGUUAUGCUAAAUUUUAUAAUGAACAAAAAGUUUGGCAAUUAUUUGAAGAAGCAAAAAAAAAGAAUCUUCCGUUAUCUGUAAAAGCAUAUAAUGCAUUAAUUUUAACUGUUCCUUUGGUGAGAGAUACAACAGAAGAACGAUAUAACUUACUAAUAGAACUUUUUCAAAAAAUGAAAAAUUAUAAAGUACAACCUGAUAUCGGUACUUUUAAUAGUGCUUUAAAAACUGCAGUAUCAAUAAGAAAUCGCACAGUUUCUGAAAAUUUAUGCCGUAGUUUAUUUGCUGAAUUUAAACAUCUUGGGAUAGAACCAUCAUUGGCUUCUUAUAAUUACGCUCUUCAAAUUUUUUACAGAAAAGACUCUCCGCGGAAUUCUUUGUUGAAUGAAAUUAUUACCAAAUUAGAAAACACAUCAUUCAUUAUACGUGACAAAUUUGAUUUAUAUUUCUUUAUGAAUGCAAUGGAAAUUGCAUCAACUAUUUUAGAGGACGCAGUUCUUGGUGAUAGAAUACAUAAAUUACUGAUGCAUGCUGAUAAUUACAACUUUAUUGGAGACAAUUUUAAGCAAAGCAUAUAUUAUCGACAUUAUUUAAUAUUACAAGUUAGAAAUCAAGCUCUAGAUGAGUUUGUUAAAAAUUAUUAUGACUUAAUAGUCCCUCAUAUUUACACAGCAGAGCCCAGCGUAAUGGAUGCUAUUUUAAACGCUGUUGAAGCUAACGAUGUUGAAGUGAGUAAGACUUUAUUACCUAAAUUUUGGACUCAUAUAGUUCAGUUUGACCAUUUGGAAAAACGGAGUUUAAUUGCGAAAGCAUUAAAUUUAAUGCGAACACAUUGUAAACCGGACAAAAAUUCUCCCAUCAAUAAAAUAUAUGCUGACGCUGGAUGGACAGUGUGGGAUUAUGUGAUGAAUCGACAAAUUCAAAGAAUUCAAGAGGUUACUUGGACAGCAACGAUUUUGUGUGAUAUUGCAAUAUUAUAUUAUCGAGCUGAUGAAAUUGAAAAAUGUGCUUCAAUUAUUGAAUAUUUAUUCGAUAAAAGACAACAAAUUAUUGGAGUUCCUGAAAAAUCACAAGUUGAAGAAUUAUUUAAAUCAUUCAUAACAGAUUGCCAUAUUGAACCAAUUGUGGAUCUUGUACAUUACUGUUCGGAAGUUGGUUAUGAAGAUACUACGUCAAUGAUAGUACAAGUUUUCAACAAUUUAUCUUUAAAUGAAUGGCAAACAAAUCGAUUGAAAGGUCUUGUAAAUCCAGAAACUAUACCCAAUGCUGUGUAGAAUUCUUAAACCGCGUAACUACCUUUACUAGAAUAUAAAAAAUUAUUAAUAAUUUUCUAAUUAUUGAAAAAUCAUUUCUUUUUUGUUAGAUUUGGAUAAAAAAACAAUUUUACUCAUAUAAGAAUAAAAUAUCACAGAAAUCAAACUUA